GUGAUGUAAACUGCUGCUUGCAGAGCAUACUGACUACAGCUGAUAAACAUAUAAUAUAAAUAUUAUGAUCAUGGUUAUGACACUCGACAGCUAAUCUCUGACUGUAUAAUGGCUGAAUCUCCGGACAGUCGCAGUCUUGUUUCUGCGUCCUCACAGCUCAAUUUAAUGGAAAUAGAGGCGAUUGAUGAUAAAGAGUUUGACAUUCCUCAAGUGGACACGCCUCCGACCCUAGAGAGCAUCCUGAAUGAGCCUGAAGAGGAGGAUGAGCCAUUCAUUCUGGAGGACACGUGUCUUUUGAACACAGAGAACAUUGAUGCCCACUCGUGUGAAACCUCAUCUCUGGCCAGCUCUGACAGUGGAGACCGCACACACUUAAAGAGGAGGAGGAAAGCAGUGGAAACUAAUGCUACAGUACAUGGAUCUGUUCUUAGACGCAAUCUGCUGAAAGGCAUCUCGGCUCAGAUAGUAUCAGCUGCGGAUAAAGUUGAUGCUGGCUUGCCAACGGCAAUAACUGUUUCAAAUGUGAUCGCUGUAGGGACGUCACAUGGUCUGGCCUUAGUAUUUGGAAAAGACCAGAACCAGGCUCUGCGUCUCUGUCUGGGCACCACAGCGACAGGAGCGGAGUAUGGGGCGGUGUCAGCUCUCAGUAUUAAUCACGAUUGCACACGACUGCUUUGUGGCUUUGCCAAAGGACAGAUCACCAUGUGGGAUCUGGCCAAUGGGAAGCUGCUCCGCACUAUCACUGACGCCCAUCCACCUGGCACUGCCAUACUACAUGUGAAGUUCACUGACCACCCGGCGCUAGCUGUGUGUAAUGACAGUGGCGGAUCUGUGUUUGAGCUGUCAUUCAGGAGGGUAAUGGGGAUGAGGACAUGUGAAUCCAGGUGUUUAUUCAGUGGUUCUAAAGGUGAGGUUUGCUGUGUUGAGCCUCUACAUGCUGGACCUGAACUGAAAGAUCAUCCCAUUACCCACUACUCCCUGCUGGCCAUGGCCUCACUCACCAAGAUUCUGCUGAUAGGACUGAAGCCUUCACUCAAAGUAUGGAUGACUUUUCCCUACGGCAAGACGGAUCCUGCGAGUGUUCCCUUGUUGGCUUGGCAGUUUGUGGCAGUCCAGAAAACAAUCAACCCCGUUCUGGCCUUCUGUAGAGGAGACACCAUCCACUUCCUGCUGGUUAAAAAGGAUGAGUCUGGCACCAUCCAUGUCAUCAAACAGAGACAGCUUCAACUGAACUGUGACCUCAUCAGUCUGAGUUGGAUAAACCUCCGUACGCUUGUGUUAAUGGACAGCACAGAGAAGCUGCGAGUGGUGGACAGGCCCAGUCAGGAGGAACUGGAAACGGUGGACAUGGCCGAGCUGCAGCUGGUUUAUAACAGCAGCCAUUUUAAAUCCCUCGCUACCGGAGGAAAUGUCAGCCAAGCACUGGCUCUAGUUGGAGAGAAGACAUGUUACCAGUCUGUUUGCAGCUAUGCAGGCCAGAUCAUGUAUCUGGGAACAAAGUCUGUGCACAUCAUGACCCUGAGGAACUGGCGUGAGCGUGUGGACCAUCUGUUGAAACAGGAGAAGUUCAUGGAGGCUCUGUCUCUUGCCUGGUCCUUCCACGAGGGCACCGCCAAAGCUGUGCUAGGUCUGUUUGCAGACCCUGCUAAGAGAAAAGGUGUGGUUGCAGACAAGAUGGUGGAAAUUUUGUUACAGUAUGUGGAUCGCUCUCUGAAAAAAUGUCCAGAGCAAGGGAAAAUCCAGGCGAUGGAGCAACACUUCCAGGACAUGGUUCCCGUCACGGUGGAUUAUUGUCUCCUUCUGCAGAGAACGGACCUACUGUUUAACCAGAUCUACCCUCGGCUGGUGGAGAACUCAGUGGCCAGGGGUGUGUUUCUGGAGAGUCUGGAGCCUUACAUUCUGAGCGAGAGGAUUGGUUGUCUGACUGCACCCGUCAUGAGAGACCUCCUCAGCUACUUCCAGGAGAACGGCAUGAUGGAUAGUGUGGAGGGAUGCCUGGUCCAUAUGGACAUCACCAAUCUGGACAUACAGCAGGUGGUGCAGAUGUGCUGGGAUAACCAGCUGUAUGAUGCCAUGAUCUACGUCUUCAACAGUGGCAUGAACGACUACAUCAGCCCCAUGGAGAAACUCUUUCAGGCAAUUGGUCCUCCUCUCCGUGAAGGAAAGCCUCUCACAGAUGAGCAUGUUGUGAUGGGAAAUAAACUGCUGGUGUACAUCAGCUGUUGUUUGGCAGGACGGGCCUAUCCAUUAGGUGACAUUCCUGAAGAUCUGGUCCCUCAGGUGAAAAACCAGGUGUUUGAGUUUCUCAUUCGUCUGCACUCGGUGGAGGCUGCACAGGAAGAGGAAGUGUAUCCAUACAUUCGAACUCUUUUGCACUUCGACACUCGAGAGUUCCUCAACGUCCUGGCGCUGACAUUUGAGGACUUCAAGAAUGACAAACAGGCUCUGGAGUAUCAGCAAAGGAUUGUGGACAUUUUACUGAAGGUUAUGGUGGACAAUUCUGACUUCACCCCGUCUCAGGUCGGCUGUCUUUUCACCUUCCUGGCACGACAACUUGCCAAACCUGAUAAUACCCUCUUUGUUAACCGGAAGCUGUUUGACCAGGUUCUAGAGUUUCUAUGUAGUCCAGAUGAUGACUCUAGACAUACAGAAAGACAGCAGGUUCUGCUGGAGCUGCUGCAGGUUGGUGGCGUGGUCCAGUUUGAUGAAGGGCGUCUCCUUGACCUUGCAGAGAAGACGGAAUUGAGGAGCUCUUCAACUACAUUCAUAACAUCCUGUCCAUGCCAGGCUACAGCUCAGAGGAGAAACAGUUGGUGUGGGUCAAAGCCCUUCAACACAUCAAGGAUCUGGUCAGCAUUAACUCAGCUAAGACAGCAGAGCUAGUUGCAGUGCACUUUGCAGACAAGGUGCAGCCUAUCAUCACAUCUC
Molecule: messenger RNA, 2928 nt
Organism: Sinocyclocheilus anshuiensis
Lineage: Eukaryota; Metazoa; Chordata; Actinopteri; Cypriniformes; Cyprinidae
Product: vacuolar protein sorting-associated protein 8 homolog
Exons: 33
Coding region: 109-2883 (924 amino acids)
Biological process (GO): protein targeting to vacuole; endosomal vesicle fusion
Cellular component (GO): early endosome; late endosome; HOPS complex
Molecular function (GO): protein binding
Source: RefSeq, a predicted model, not a curated record